AAUACCCAAACAAGAGCCUAACAAAACCCUAAAUUGGGUGGCCUUUAUAAAUGCGCAUCAUUUGGCAGUUUUAGGGUUUCUUUCGCAGUAGUGAGUGAACAUUUUGAGCUUCUCUGGUUUCCCUCGAGUCGGCAGCAACCAUGGUGGUCGCCAAGAAGACAAAGAAGACACAUGAGAGUAUCAACAACAGGCUGGCUUUGGUUAUGAAGAGUGGGAAAUACACAUUGGGUUACAAGACUGUUCUCAAAUCUCUUAGGAGUUCUAAAGGGAAGCUCGUUAUCAUUGCUAACAACUGCCCUCCUCUUAGAAAGUCUGAGAUAGAGUACUAUGCAAUGUUGGCAAAGGUUGGCGUUCACCACUACAACGGCAACAAUGUGGACUUGGGUACUGCCUGUGGAAAAUAUUACAGAGUGUGCUGCCUCAGCAUUAUUGAUCCAGGUGAUUCUGAUAUCAUUAAGAGCAUGCCUGGUGAACAUUGAUUAGGCUAUGAGGAAUAGCAUGUCUCUGUAGCUCUUGAUCAUUGUUAUCGUGGAUUUCAUGAUAUUUGUCAAACAGGAACAAAUUUUUGUGUGCAACUUUUGAUCUUCUAUGGUAGCCUUUUAGUGAUUUUGAAAAUGGCUUAAAUGAAUUGUGUGUACUAGAAUGUUCAAUCAAAUUUCGUUUGAGCAAUUUUUGUUUAA
Messenger RNA from Ricinus communis (castor bean), 680 nucleotides. RefSeq names its product 60S ribosomal protein L30. Gene Ontology annotation, cellular component: cytosolic large ribosomal subunit. The record is from RefSeq and is a predicted model, not a curated record. NCBI's taxonomy places the organism in Eukaryota, Viridiplantae, Streptophyta, Magnoliopsida, Malpighiales, Euphorbiaceae. The transcript is spliced from 5 exons. Gene Ontology annotation, molecular function: structural constituent of ribosome; RNA binding. Bases 141 to 479 code for a protein of 112 amino acids.